UUCCACUACUAAACAGCACCGUAGGGUUUAACAAAAAACACACAUACCAGUCAAGAAAAAAAGAAAAGAAAAACCCUAGCUAGGAUUUAUGGUUUGAAUGAAUUUACUUUUAGAAUUCAAGUAAAGAUAUGAUGGUAACAGAGAGCAAUUCAAUGGAUACUGUAAUCUCCACUCUGUUAAACAGCUUUAAACAAGUCCCUUUAUCAGCUAUACCACCAAUGCUUGAUUGCAUUUUAGUCUCAACUAAUGUAUCUGCGUCUUCUCUAUUUGAUUCAAUUCUUGAUUCUUUUACUGAUCUGACUAAGGAUUUUAUGAAGGGACAAGAGUUUGAUUUUGGUCACUGCGACUAUAUUAUAUCAGUGGUGGGUGCACUUUGUCACCUUUUGAAGAAGCCUUUGACCAGUUCUAGUAGCAUUCAAUCAUUUAUCUGGAAAUGUUUUGUUCCGUUGAUGAAGAUGGCUCAUGCAUUUGACCGUGAGAUGCUUAACCAGAUUGCUGAAUCAUUCUUUGACGUUGUGACUGCAACUAAUUCGUGGGAUAUUUUAGAAGCUACCAUAGUACCUUUUUUUCUAAGAUCAGCAGGUCUGUUGAUGAAUAUGCUUCAAAAUGAAGAAUCAGAUAUCUAUGAAUGGGCUGGUCAUUCAGUUCUGUUAAGUGGCCAAAAAGAUGUUCCCUACUUGGAUAACGAGCUCAUGCUGUCUCUUUCUGGGUCCUUUCCUCUGUCAAUAUCAUGCCAUAUUUUAUCCUUAAUACUAGAAUCUGCUUUACAAAGUUUCAGUGCUGCUUCAGCCAUAGAGUUGGCGGUGGAAAAUGGGUCUUGUUAUGUAGGAAAACUGUUUCUUAAAUUACUUUGGGAUCUAUGUACUUUGAGUGAACGGCUCUUUUCUCAAAGUUUGGAGCACCGGUCUUGUGCUACUGGCUUUCUUCUCCCAAUCCUUUUUAAAGCAUUUGUUUCUCAUCCCACUUUUGAAAUCUCCAUUCGUGGGAAGCUAUGUAUUCUUUCUAGAAAUCUUUUCUUCAGGAAAUUGUGGAAAUGCUGCAGAUCACUAUUUUCUCAAGGGCCUUUAGAGAGAAGAGAUGCAUAUCAUGUGCUAUCUCUAUUUUUGUCAUUUUUCUCUUAUAUGGAAGGAUGUGCUAAUGCUGAUGCAAGUGUUAGAGUAGAAGAAUUUGAUAUUAGAGCUGAAAGAGAGUUGUGGGAUGAAAUUAAAAAAGGACUGGUUGAUGCUGAAAGCUUAGUUAGGAAGCAAUCAUUACAUAUAUUGAAAGGACUACUAGAAAUAAGUGGAGGAACCCGAUGUGAUACUCUUAAUCCAGAGAGGAGAUCUCAAGAGGAGUGUUCAGUUACUAAUGGUAUGACAAAAAGGGCAAUAUACGCUGACAAGGAAGCUAAAUCACUGGGUGUAGGGAAACUUUGUAAUUCAGCUGAUUCUCCUUUUGAUAUUAGGCAGCAGUGGGAGGCAUUUAUUCUUUUAUAUGAAAUGCUUGAGGAGUAUGGUACUCAUCUCGUAGAAGCUGCAUGGGAGCACCAGGUAAACUUGUUGCUUCAGUUUUCAGUUUCGCAUGAUAAUUUUGCAAGCUCUGUUUGUGGAGUUCAGCAAAACCAGAGUGAAAUUCUGGGUGAAGUCUUCAGUUGGUUAACUAUUUUAUGGAAACUGGGUUUUCGUCAUGACAAUCCCCAAGUGAGGUGCUUGGUCAUGCAAUCAUUUUUGGGUAUUGAGUGGAUGAAGUAUCAUAAUGCUGCAGCAUCAGUGCCUCAAAGCUUUAUUCUUGGUUCAUUUGUUGAAGGAUUAAAUGAUCCUGUGCACCACAAAGAUUUUGGUUUAAAAGGAAUUUACACCUCUAGGACCAUAGAAGGUGCAGCCAAGUUUCUGCAUCAUUAUACAAGAUGCCUAACUGCAAGGAAAGGAAUCGCCUUUUUGCAUAGUUUAGCAUCAGUUGCUAAACAUCAGUCUUUUGGUAGAGCUGGAUUAAUGGGUCUUGCUGAAUGCAUUGCUUCAGCUGCUUCUGGAGUAGGAAUGCAUGAUGCCAAUGAAGGUGAAUGGAAUAAAAAUUCUUUGCCUGAUGAGGUCCAGCUGGAUUCCUCUUCAAUAACUAUUCCUCUCAUUCAAAGAACAGACUUAUUGGAUGUUUUGAGAUAUGUCAUUGAGAGCAGCAAACGACAUUUCAAUCCUAAUUAUCGCCUUCGAGUCUGCAAGAAAGUUAUAGAGGCUGCUGCUUCAGCUGUCAGUAUAUUUGAUGUGCCACUUGAGGCUGUCUUGCAAUUUGUUUCAGCACUGCCCCGGGAGUUUACUGAUUAUGGAGGUCCCUUAAGACACAAAACGCAAGAAUGGCUUUUGGGGGUUGAUAAGAAACACUGCUGUACUGAGACUCAGCUUCUGAAAAGUCUUCAAGAAUUCCCGGAUAGUUUUACUAGUUCACAACACAUAGAUGAUGCUUCUGUUCAUUUUGAUGAUGAGGAUUUGGAUGCAUGGGAAUAUGACUCAAGAAGAUGGGCAAGAGUGCUUUUUCUCGUAAUCCAGGAGGAAAAUGAUUUAGUACCUAUAUUCAAGUUUUUUCGCAAUUGUGGCGUUGACAUCAACAAACAAUGCAAUCAUGCUGGUUGGUCACCUGUGAAGUUUCUUGUCCUCACUAUGAACCUGAUCGCAGAGAUUCAAAUACUACGGGAUAGAGCAGUUGAACAUGGUGGCAAAAUAAGAUCUGAUUUGGACUACAGCUUGUUGGGGACUAGAUCCCAGUUGGGUUCUGAGGAAGCUUCUGCCAUUAGUGAAAAAAUUUCCGAUCUUUUUCUGUUGAUAUUGGAGGAUCUGAUCUCUUUUGCUAGCAUCUCUUGCUCUAUUUUCUGGACUAGUUUGGCUAAGGAUACAGAUCUUCCUUGUUCAGUGAGAGGAAAACUUGGAGGCCCUAGUCAACGUCGGUUAUCAUUUUCUACUGGUACUGCUGUGUUGGAAGCUAUAAUUUCAAUGGGAGCAGUUGCAUCUGUCACAACCUGGUGUUCACACUUUAAAAGUGAUGGCCAGCUCAAGUUUGCUUGGAGUUUUAUGUGGAAAUUCUUCUUGAAGGCCUGUUCAUCUCUAACUGGUGAUUCUGAGAGUGAAGCAGAAGUUUGUCUAGCAGCAUAUGAAGCAGUAGCUCCAGUACUGAGAGCAUUAGUUUUCACAUUCUCUCCGCUAGCUUUGGAUCUUAUUAGGGAGAAUGAUAAUUCAUCAGGAUCUGCUGAAGGCAAUGGUAGCAAGGCUUUGUUAGACCAAUUGGUUCUUUCCUUCCUUCAGAAUAUCAAUAACCUUGUAGCAGUUGGAGUUCUGGUGCGAACACGAAGGGCAGUUUUGCUUAACUGGAAGUGGCUUUGCCUAGAGUCACUGCUGUCUAUUCCUCAAUAUGCUCUUCAGAAUGGGGUUCAUUUAGAGGAAGAUAGAUCAUUCUUCUCAGAUGCAGCAAUCAGAUGCAUUUUUAACGAUCUUGUUGAGAGCCUUGAGAAUGCUGGGGAAGGUUCUGCUUUGCCGAUGCUGAGAUCUAUCAGACUGACCUUGGAGCUUUUAACUGCUGGAAAGUCAGAUUCACUUAUUUCCUCAUCUGGCGUGGAUACCCAGAUGAUGUGGCUUUUGGUUCGUUCUUCUUGGAUAUUGCAUCUCAGCAACAAGAAACGGAGGGUUGCACCUAUUGCUGCAUUAUUGUCUUCUGUCCUGCAUUCUUCUGUAUUUGGUGAUGAGGCCAUGCAUUCAAAUAGUAAUGCAGCUGGACCUCUGAAAUGGUUUGUUGAUAAUAUUCUUGAGGAAGGUAAAAAAAGUCCCCGUACAAUUCGUCUUGCGGCAUUGCAUUUAACGGGGUUGUGGCUUUCACAUCCAAGGAUAUUGAAAUACUACAUAAAAGAACUAAAGAUGCUUACACUAUAUGGUUCUGUUGCAUUUGAUGAAGAUUUUGAAGCUGAAUUAGCUGAGAAUCGUGAUGCAAAGACUGAAGUUUCAUUAUUGGCUAAAAGCCCAGAUUCUGAAUUGACUGAAGCAUUCAUCAAUACAGAGUUGUACGCGCGUGUGUCUGUUGCAGCCCUAUUCUGUAAGUUAGCUGAUUUCGCCGAUUUGGUGGUAUCAGCUGAAGGAAAUGAAAAUUGUUGUGCUGCUCUCGAAUCUGGAAAGUUAUUCCUGCUAGAGCUUCUUGAUUCUGCGGUAAAUGACAAGGAUGUUGCAAAGGAGUUGUACAAAAAGUAUAGUGGGAUCCAUAGGCGCAAAAUACGUGCCUGGCAAAUGAUAUGUGUUUUAUCACGAUUUGUUAGUGAUGAUAUAGUUGGGAAAGUUACAUGUAACUUGCACAUUGCCCUUUAUAGAAACAACUUACCAGCAGUUCGGCAAUACUUAGAGACAUUCGCAAUUAAUAUUUACUUGAAGUUUCCAUCAUUGGUUGUCGAACAAUUAGUUCCUAUUCUACGAGAUUAUAAAAUGAGGCCACAGGCACUCUCUUCCUACGUGUUCAUAGCAGCAAAUAUCAUUCUCCAUACGUCUAAGGAGUUUCAGUCCAGGCAUAUGGAUGAAUUACUUCCUCCAAUAAUUCCAUUGUUAACCUCUCAUCACCACAGCUUGCGGGGUUUUACGCAGUUGCUUGUCUACCAAGUUCUAUCUAAAUUUUUUUCUCCAUUGGACUUUGGAGCCUCUGCAACCAUGGGUUUGGAAAAAAUAUGCUUUGAAGAUUUAAAAUCGUACCUGGCAGAGAAUCCUGAUUGUAAGCGCUUACGAGCAUCAAUGGAAGGAUAUCUUGAGGCCUAUAAUCCUGUUGUCUCCAGUACUCCAAGUGGAAUUUUUAUCAAUCGAGUUGAGGAACUUGAAUUUGAGUGCGUCCCAACAUCCCUCUUGGAGGAGGUGCUCAACUUUCUUAAUGAUGUCAGGGAAGACCUCAGAUCUUCAAUGGCAAAGGAUGUUGUUACUAUCAAGAAUGAGAGCUUUAAAGUUGAUGAAAAUCAUAACUACACGAGAGUAUUACCUGAUAAUGGACUCCCUAAAGAAAUAUUAUUUGACUUUCAGAAAAAAGUUACUCCCAACAAACAUGAGAAAAGAGAUGAUAAUUCCAGCUCCAUUUUCGGAAGCAAUUUGUUCCAACAACUUUUAGAAAUGGAAAAGGAAGAUGAACUUCUUGACCAGUCAUUACAAUCUAGAACACUGACCAUGGAAAGAUCAAAAGCAAGUCGACAACAUCUUAUCCUUGUGGCAUCAUUCCUUGAUCGAAUACCCAACCUUGCUGGGUUGGCACGGACAUGUGAGAUAUUUAAGGCAUCAGGGCUAGCCAUUGCAGAUAAAAGCAUACUAAAUGACAAGCAAUUCCAACUCAUCAGUGUGACAGCGGAGAAGUGGGUUCCCAUCAUAGAAGUUCCAGUAAAUAGUGUGAAGCAGUUCUUAGAGAAGAAGAAGCGAGAAGGCUUCUCUAUCUUGGGAUUGGAGCAAACAGCCAAUAGUGUGCCCCUCGACCAGUAUGCCUUCCCUAAAAAGACAGUCCUGGUGCUUGGACGUGAAAAGGAGGGUGUUCCCGUUGAUAUAAUCCAUAUAUUAGAUGCUUGCAUUGAGAUUCCUCAACUGGGAGUGGUCAGGUCACUCAAUGUACAUGUAAGUGGAGCCAUUGCUCUUUGGGAGUAUACUCGACAGCAAAGAUCUCAAUAGUUCGCCUUGGAUGGAUUUUGCCUUGAAGAUAUGUUAAGAAGCGUAUCUUCACAACACCUUUAGUGCUUAUAAACUAAGGCUUAUUUUACAGAAGUAAUUUAUUUGUUAAAUAUUUGUCCAGUUGAAAUGUUGUAAAAUCAGUUUAGUUUAGUCCUUGUUGCCUUUCACUUUUAAGGGCAUUUAAAAGCUCCUGAAAGAUUGCUGCAUUUAUUCUUGUAA
Messenger RNA from Mercurialis annua (annual mercury), 5858 nucleotides. RefSeq lists its product as uncharacterized. Gene Ontology annotation, biological process: tRNA methylation. The record is from RefSeq and is a predicted model, not a curated record. Bases 129 to 5639 code for a protein of 1836 amino acids. The transcript is spliced from 35 exons. Gene Ontology annotation, molecular function: RNA binding; tRNA (guanine) methyltransferase activity. Lineage: Eukaryota; Viridiplantae; Streptophyta; Magnoliopsida; Malpighiales; Euphorbiaceae.